AUGGGGCCCGGGCAGCCGGUGGGCGGCGCGGCGGCGUCGCUGUUCCGGACGAACUCUUCCCUGCUCAGUGGCGGUGGCCAGCCGGGGAUGAUGGGCGGCGGAGGUGGUGGUGGUGGUGGCAUGCUUUCUUCACAGUCGCCCUUCUCCUCCCUUGUCUCCCCGCGCACGCAGUUUGGUGGCAAUGGUCUGCUUGGAGUCCCCUCGAAUGUCUCCUCGCUGCUGAACCGGCCGCCGUUCGGGAACGGUGGCCCUAUGCCGCCGGGUCCAGGGUCGAUGCAGGGUGGUGGGAUGCAGAUGAGUACGCUCCAGCAGAGAGCUGGGCUGGAUGGUGCCGGCGAUUUCAUUGGCGCGGGAGGGUCGGAUCCUCUGUCGUUCCCGUCUUCCUCACAGGUCAAUUUGGGCAAUCAGAUGGGGUCAGAUAAUCUGCAGGCGACUUCGCAGCAGCAGCAGCAGAUGGAUGCAGUGCAGGAUAUGCAGCAGCAGCAGCAGCAGCAGCUACCAAUGUCUUACAACCAGCAACAGUUGCCACCACAACAUUCACAGCAGCUCCAGCAGCCACAGGCUGCCGUGAAGUUGGAGAAUGGAGGAAGCAUGGUUAGCAUCAAGUCAGAGCAGCAGAUGGGGCAACCUGACCAGAAUGGUCCUGCCCAGAUGAUGCGAAGUGCUAGUGUGAAACUUGAGCCACAACAGCUGCAAGCCCAGAUGAUGAGGAGUUUAAGUUCAGUCAAGAUGGAGCAACAGACUUCAGAUUCAUCAGCAUUCUUGCAGCAGCAGCAACAGCAGCAGCAGCAACAACAACGUCAUUUGUUGCAGCUGACAAAGCAGAUUCGAAAUUGUCCAGACCUUGUAUCAAUGGGUGGACCAAACACAAUUGCAAACCCUCAAGCUGCUGCAGCUGCUCAACUGACCCUCUUGCAGCAGCAACGGAUCCUGCAUAUGCAACAGCAGCAUCAGCAGCAGCAACAACAACAGAUUCUUAAGAACUUGCCUUUGCAGAGAAACCAGUUGCAGCAACAGCAACAGCAGCAUCAACAACAGCAGCAACAGCAGCAGCUACUUCGUCAACAAAGUCUAAACAUGAGAACUCCAGGAAAGUCGCCUCCUUAUGAGCCAGGAACCUGUGCAAAGAGAUUGACUCAUUACAUGUAUCAUCAACAAAACAGACCACAAGAUAACAAUAUUGAGUACUGGAGAAACUUUGUCAAUGAGUAUUUUGCUCCAAAUUCUAAAAAGAGGUGGUGUGUCUCGCUUUAUGGAAGUGGUCGUCAAACUACUGGAGUUUUCCCUCAGGAUGUAUGGCACUGUGAGAUUUGUAAUCGGAAACCUGGCCGUGGUUUUGAAACAACGGUUGAGGUACUACCGCGAUUAUGCCAAAUUAAAUACGCCAGUGGUACACUGGAAGAACUUUUGUACAUCGACAUGCCUCGUGAGUCCCAGAAUACGUCAGGCCAGAUUAUUUUGGACUACACGAAAGCAAUCCAAGAAAGUGUCUUUGAACAAUUGCGUGUUGUGCGAGAGGGGCAUCUAAGGAUAGUUUUUAAUCCAGACCUUAAGAUAGCAUCUUGGGAGUUUUGUGCUAGGCGUCAUGAAGAACUUAUUCCACGGAGAUCUAUAAUACCACAGGUUAGUAACCUUGGUGCGGUUGUACAAAAGUACCAGGCUGCCGCACAAAACUCAACGAGUUUGUCUGCUCAGGACAUGCAGAAUAAUUGCAACUCGUUUGUUGCAUGUGCCCGACAAUUGGCCAAAGCAUUGGAGGUUCCUUUAGUAAAUGAUUUAGGGUACACAAAACGAUAUGUUCGCUGCCUUCAGAUUGCUGAGGUCGUAAAUUGUAUGAAGGAUUUGAUUGAUCACAGCAGGCAGACUGGAUCUGGACCCAUUGAUAGCCUGCAUAAUUUUCCUCGGAGGACUCCUUCAGGGGUCAGCACCCUUCAACCACAGCAGCAGCAAACUGAGGAGCAGCAGGCCAUUCCCCAGAGUUCAAACCAGAGUGGUCAAAAUUCUGCUCCUAUGGCUGCUGUGCAGCCUUCUGCCUCUGCCAAUGGUGAUGUGACAUCAAAUAAUUCUCUCAGUUGUGCACCUUCUACAUCUGCACCUUCACCGUCAGUUGUUGGGCUCUUGCAAAAUUCAAUGAAUUCUAGACAAGAUCAUCCAAUGAGCAGCACUAAUGGUGGCCCAUAUAAUGGAGGCAAUGUGGCUAUUCCGAAGGUUAUCUCUACAAGCUCACUACAGUCAAAUCCAUCUACCUCUUUCCCUUCCCCAGCACCGACAACAUCCAAUAACAGCAUGAUGCCUGCUCCUCAAAAUACAAAUCAACUAAGCUCCCCAACUACAUCAUCAAGCAUACCUCCGAUGCAGCCACCUGCUACUCGACCUCAGGAGGCUGAGCCAAGUGACUCGCAAAGCUCGGUUCAGAAGAUCUUGCAAGAUUUGAUGUCAUCACAGAUGAAUGGUGUUGGCCACUCGGGCAAUGAUAUGAAGACACCAAAUGGACUAACCCAUGGUGUCAAUGGGGUUAAUUGCUUAGUUGGCAAUGCUGUCACGAAUAACUCAGGGAUGGGAGGAAUGGGAUUUGGCGCCAUGAGUGGGUUCGGUCAUGGGAUGAGAACGGCAAUGACAAACAAUGCGAUGGCAAUGGGUGCAAGGAUGGGAAUGAAUCAGGGUGCGCAUGACCUAUCGCAAUUGGGUCAGUUACACCAGCAGCAGCAGCAGCAGCAGCAGCAUGACAUAGGAAACCAGCUGUUGGGUGGAUUUAGAUCAGCAAACAGCUUCAGUAACAUUCAAUAUGACUGGAAACCCUCACAAUAG
Molecule: messenger RNA, 2808 nt
Organism: Miscanthus lutarioriparius
Lineage: Eukaryota; Viridiplantae; Streptophyta; Magnoliopsida; Poales; Poaceae
Source: the annotation of a GenBank genome assembly